Molecule: messenger RNA, 2562 nt
Organism: Plasmodium cynomolgi strain B
Lineage: Eukaryota; Apicomplexa; Aconoidasida; Haemosporida; Plasmodiidae
Exons: 1
Source: RefSeq, a predicted model, not a curated record
AUGCGUGUUUUCAAAUUUGUUAGUCUUGUACUACUGCCUCUUUUCAAAGCGAGGCACGGCUGUGCAGAUGUGACCCUUGAAGGGGAGUUCGAGUCUAAACUUGGUUACGAUGGCGAGCAAAUAGUUUAUAGUAAAAAACACUUUAAAGGCAGCAUUUAUGCAUUUGCACCUGUUAAGGGAAAGUGUGCAAUAAGCGUUCAGGCAAGCACAGAUGGAGUGGAAUGGGAAAAUAAUAGUAACAUAGAAGUGAAGGAUGGGGUUGCCAGGGCAACUAUUUUUUCUGUGUUUACAACAGAUGAUGAGAUCAUCGUGAUUUUUAGAUGUUCUAACAUAUACUACAUUGCAAAGAUGGGGGGAGAAAAAUUAUGGAAAAAUAUAAAACAAGUAACUUUUUCUGACUUCCCUGUGGAUGCAAUUCCGGCGGUGUACUCCGGGUCUUACUUACUUAUGAACAGCGAGUAUGAGAAGUUCAUUUUGGUAUGCGCGAGGGAGGACCCAAAUGGGAUCAAACGCGGCAGUGACGGUGAGGUGAAGGCGGUCCCCUUUUCAGAACUGCAGCUGUUGGGUAGGUGCAAAUUUUCGUUCGACGAGGGGAAUACAUGGAGGGAGGGAGUAACUAGGAUGUACAGCGAUGAGUUGAGCAGUGAUGAGUUGAGCAGUGAUGAUUUGCGCAGUGAUGAUUUGCGCAGUGAUGAGUUGAGCCGCGAUGACGCGUGGGAGAGCGUUAAAGAGGUGAAUAUCUCAGCGGAGGAAGACGUAAAGUUGGAGGAGGGCCAAGCCACGGAGGAAUCCCAACAAGGAGCGUCCCCUGGCCAUGCUAUCCACUUAAGUCUAACUCAAAUGGGAGGAAAGGUAGCCAUAAAAGCUGUAAAUGCUCACAAUGGCAGCAACUCCACCAAGACAGUGAUACUCGUGUGCAACAGUCUGUACAAAAACGACCUCUACUGUGACAAGAUGAAGUUACAAAUUAACGAACAGUACGUUUUGCACACAUACGAAGUGGUGAAUGGUUACCAUAUGGCCGUUUUGCGUGAAAAAAAUGGGACCCACUUGGUACCUUCAUUUGUUUACAACUCGAGCGAAACGUUUGAGCCGAUUCUUCAGUACAAGAAUGAGAACCACGGGGAAGGCAAAAGUGAUGUAGGAGCAGGAAGCUUCUUGGACAAAACAGCAUACGAAUUUGUUUUGGCCAAAGGAGAGAUGGUAUACCUAUUUUGCUACACAGUAGGUGAAAAAACCAAAGUGAUAAAAAUAAACACCCCAAAGAGGAAACCAGGGUGUGAAGUACUCCCAAAUGGGGAAACCAACAAGGGGUACUCUCACACUUUUUCAAUUCAGAAUAUGCAAAAUUAUCGCAUUUGUAAAAUGCUCACAUCAGAGCUUGAAACGACGGAUGAUGGCUUAUUCAAAAUGUUCUACGUAACCUUGCCCAAAGGGGUGUCCCUAAAUAGUGACUGCUUUACAUUUUCGUUUAGUAAGGAGCUGAAGGGGGAAUACCACACGACUGUGGUGAGGAAGGCCAACGAUGGAAAUGCCACUCACGAAGGGGAAGUCCAGUUUUACUUCCCAUUGUACUACUCCAAAUUUUUGUACAAUUAUAAAAAAACCUACUGCACGUUAAGCAAUGGACUUAAAGUAGCUGUCGAGUUUGAUUAUAUUAGAAAUAUCCUGGACUUAAAUUAUGCUGACGAAAAUGAUGUCAUCAAAAUUACGAGUAAUGACAAUGUCGUGCAUGCUAAGAGGAGAUAUGUGCAGGAAAAAGGAGGAGAUGUAUUUCCAAGAGGAACUUACAUAAACGCUUAUCUACCCUUUGAGAAAGAAUAUGUCAUUUCUAAUUUUGUUCCGGAGGGUGUAAAUCAGAGUAGCACUAUUAUACUUCCCCAUGGGUCGGUUAGGAAGCUACAUUUUGUACAAGGGGGUGAAGUACUACCGUAUGAUGGUAUCGAUUUGUUGAAUGUCUCACCUAAUUAUAAAAAAUUGACAAAAAAUGAGAUGAACAGAAAAACUAUAGAUGUCAUAGUUUCCAACUUCAAAAGUGAUGAAAAAAUUAUCGGAUUGGUUUGCCCUGUUAGUUCACAGGAUGAAGGGCUGACUUGUUUCGAUAAGGUAUACCUACAGAAGGGGGUUCUCCAUAAUAUUGAAUUUGUGUUUGGCAGUAAUGACAUUUUUGUGAUCCCCCAGAGGAGACUACUCAGGCCAGGUGGGAAGGAGGCCAUGGAGUCUCUGCUAUAUUUAAACAAACGAAACGUAGACAAACUGAAGAAGGAAAAACAUAUUAUUCAUUUUUUCUGUGAAUGUAAAGGGGGGGAGGACACAGAAUCGGUGCGCGUAAAUUAUUACGUCUCGGCGCAUUACGACUCUGAGUUUGUUAAGGCUCAAGUGGGAAAAACGGGGGGGAGCGCUUUCAUUAAUGGGCACAUUGUGGCGCAAAGAGGGGAAGCGGGAAAAGUGGGUACGCUGGAGAAGAUGAACCAGACAGCCGACUCGAUCAGCUCUGACGCGGACUUUAACCAGGAGGAGGAUGUUCGCAUGUUAGGGCAGAAUAUUCUGCUUAGCAUGCUA